AUGCCUGUAAGGAAAAAGGACACCGCUAGAGCCUUGGGGCUUUUAGAGGAGUAUUGCUCCAAACUGAAGAAGCCAGAGGAGCAACAGCUGAAAACUGCCAUUCAGAGAGUGAUGAUGAUCUUUAAAAGCAACUUGUUUGAAGCCCUUCUUGAUAUCCAAGAGUUCUACACGGUGACGCUGCUGAACACCCAGAAGAGCUGUGAGCAGAAGCUGGAGGAGGUUACUCUAAAGUCUCGAUGGAGUUUUCCACCUCUGGCUGCAUGGCACAUCACACUCCCUCCAUCGGCUUGUCUUCCCACAGUGCAUCCUGUGCCAUCACUUCCCCAGGAGGAGGAGCAGUACCACUACCAGGAGGAGGACUCCCCAACUCUCGACCAGGGAUUCCCACGGCUCACUGGCGAGGUUCGCGCCCCCGAACUGGUGCAUGUGUCUGAGAAAAACCUGUCGGAGAUCGAGAAUGUGCACGGCUAUGUGUCCCACUCCCACAUCUCUCCUCUCAAGGUCAGCACAACCACUUCCUCUUGUGGCCCCCCAAGUGUACCUCUUCUCCCACUGAUACCAGUGUUUCCCAAGCCACAAAAGAUUACAACAUUGAUGCCGUCUCCCUCCAGCACCGCCGACCCCGCCCCAAUAAUAGUCAACACUGACACUUUGGAGUCUGUACCUUAUGUCAACGGGACGGAAAUUGAGUAUGAGUUUGAAGAAAUCACGCUAGAGCGGGGUAACUCGGGGUUGGGCUUCAGCAUCGCUGGCGGCACAGACAACCCCCACAUCGGAGACGACCCUGGCAUCUUCAUCACUAAGAUCAUCCCCGGAGGUGCCGCAGCAGAAGAUGGACGCCUGAGGGUCAACGAUUGUAUCCUGCGGGUGAACGACGCUGACGUGUCGGAGGUCUCCCACAGCAAGGCAGUGGAGGCCCUGAAGGUGGCAGGUUCCAUUGUUAGGCUGUACGUGCGUCGUCGCAGGCCCAUGUUAGAGACCAUCAUUGAGAUCAAACUCAUCAAAGGACCAAAAGGGCUUGGCUUCAGCAUUGCUGGCGGAGUCGGAAACCAGCACAUCCCUGGUGACAACAGCAUCUAUGUCACCAAAAUCAUAGAUGGUGGUGCAGCUCAGAAAGAUGCCCGACUUCAUGUUGGAGACAGGCUCCUUAUGGUAAACAACUACUCUCUGGAAGAGGUGUCUCACGAGGAGGCAGUGGCGAUCCUGAAGAACACGUCGGACGUGGUCUACCUAAAGGUGGGCAAGCCCACCAAUGUGUACUUAUCAGAUCCCUAUGGGCCACCUGAUAUCAUGCACUCGUUCUCCCCAGCCAUGGAAAAUCAUAUCUCUUCCCCUGGCAACGCUGGCACUCUGGAAUACAAAUCUGGUCUUCCCCUCAUCUCCCCUGGGAGUUAUUCCCCCCUCCCUAAGCACUUACUGGGGGAAGAGGAUAUAAACAGGGAACCCAGGAAGAUUGUGCUCCACAAGGGCUCCACGGGCCUGGGCUUCAACAUUGUGGGUGGAGAGGAUGGCGAGGGAAUCUUCGUCUCCUUCAUCCUGGCGGGAGGGCCUGCCGACCUGAGUGGAGAGCUACGGCGAGGCGACCAGAUCUUAUCGGUAAAUGGCAUUGAUCUGCGAGGGGCCACCCAUGAACAGGCGGCGGCGGCACUGAAAGGAGCAGGCCAAAUGGUCACCAUCAUUGCUCAGUACAGACCAGAGGAGUAUGGGCGUUUCGAGGCCAAGAUCCAUGACUUGCGGGAGCAGAUGAUGAACCACAGCAUGAGCUCUGGGUCAGGAUCCCUGCGAACCAAUCAAAAGAGAUCUCUCUAUGUCAGGGCACUAUUUGACUAUGAGAAGACAAAAGACAGCGGCCUCCCUAGCCAAGGGCUCAGUUUCAGGUAUGGGGACAUCCUGCAUGUCAUCAACGCUUCAGACGACGAGUGGUGGCAGGCCCGCAGGGUGACUCCACAUGGGGACAGUGAGGAGAUGGGUGUCAUCCCCAGCAAAAGGAGAGUUGAGAGGAAAGAGCGAGCACGCCUCAAGACGGUGAAAUUCAAUGCCAAACCAGGGUCCAUUGAUUCAAAAGGGUCAUUCAAUGACAAACGUAAAAAGAGUUUCAUCUUUACACGAAAGUUCCCAUUCUACAAGAACAAAGAGGGUGAGCAAGAUGGCAGUGAUUCGGACCGGAGUCAAGAGGACAUCAUACUCUCAUACGAACCCGUAAUGCGGCAGGAAAUUAAUUAUGCCAGACCCGUUAUAAUCCUUGGACCAAUGAAGGACAGAAUCAACGAUGAUCUCAUAUCCGAGUUCCCCGACAAGUUUGGUUCCUGUGUGCCGCACACCACCCGACCAAAGAGGGACUACGAGGUGGAUGGGCGGGACUACCAUUUUGUCAUGUCCAGAGAGCAGAUGGAGAAAGACAUCCAAGAGCACAAGUUCAUCGAGGCAGGACAGUAUAAUGACAAUCUGUACGGAACCAGCGUCCAGUCCGUUAAAUACGUGGCUGAGCGGGGUAAACACUGCAUCCUGGAUGUGUCUGGAAAUGCCAUCAAACGACUUCAAGUAGCACAACUCUAUCCCAUUGCCAUCUUCAUCAAACCCAAGUCUGUGGAUUCAUUAAUGGAGAUGAACAAGAGACUGACGGAGGAGCAAGCGAAGAAGACGUUUGACCGGGCUAUGAAGCUGGAGCAGGAGUUUGGAGAGUUCUUUACAGCCUUGGUCCAAGGGGACACCUUAGAGGACAUUUAUAAUCACUGCAAACUGGUCAUAGAGGAACAUUCAGGACCGUAUAUCUGGAUCCCUUCAAAGGAGAAACUAUAA
Molecule: messenger RNA, 2799 nt
Organism: Lampris incognitus (smalleye Pacific opah)
Lineage: Eukaryota; Metazoa; Chordata; Actinopteri; Lampriformes; Lampridae
Gene: dlg2
Product: discs, large homolog 2 (Drosophila)
Exons: 30
Coding region: 1-2799 (932 amino acids)
Biological process (GO): chemical synaptic transmission
Cellular component (GO): neuron projection; neuromuscular junction; postsynaptic density membrane
Molecular function (GO): kinase binding
Source: RefSeq, a predicted model, not a curated record